Molecule: messenger RNA, 2501 nt
Organism: Notolabrus celidotus (New Zealand spotty)
Lineage: Eukaryota; Metazoa; Chordata; Actinopteri; Labriformes; Labridae
Gene: prrg4
Product: proline rich Gla (G-carboxyglutamic acid) 4 (transmembrane)
Exons: 6
Coding region: 683-1339 (218 amino acids)
Cellular component (GO): extracellular region
Molecular function (GO): calcium ion binding
Source: RefSeq, a predicted model, not a curated record
GUUCAGGUCUGUCAGUAUGUGGCCUUGGGUGGAGUUGUGGUCACUGAAUCACAAUCCAAAGUCAGAUGAUGUAUGUUUAAUUCUAUGUAACACUUCUGUGUGAAAAGUUCAGCUGAAACUGAAACCAAUAAGCUUCCAUGGUUUCAGCUGCCAUCUAGCGUCCGCCUGCAUUUUCAGAACUUAUCAUAUUAUCCAGGUAAACGGGAUCGAUUGGUCGAGUCUGCGCAGGUAAUGUAGGAAGAGCAGAGGCCACAUCUGUUGGUGGUAAACAAAGAGGUGUUUUAGAAGUACUGGAUUUUUAUUUGAACUCUCCGUGGACUAGUAGAGCUGUAUUUCACUGUACUUUUGACUGUAAACAAUGAGCUGCGGAAAACUUAGUCAUUGGAAGCUGCUGAACACAGCUGUUGUUUGUGACUGUCGGUGAAAGUUCCCUGACUCAUCUAAUCAGCGUCGAGGUUCGGACACGUCUCCUCUGCUCUUUUAUGUAGCUUUCAUUUUGUUGCUGUUCACUUUUUCAACAUUUUGGGACACUUUUUUCCCUAGGUGAAGUAAAAUAUAGACAUAGUGCUGGUUGGUGAACAUUAAGUGUUUGAAGGAACAGGGUAUGUGUGUUUGACAGUACUCUGCCCUCUGGACUGACAAUUCAUGCCCCGCCCGGUGUUAGCGCGCAGGUGCACAUAUUAUGGCCAUGUUUUUUCAUCUGUUCAUACUCCUCCAACUUCUGUCAUAUGGAGAUCUGGCCUGUAUGAGGAGGCUGUUGACCACAGAUGAAGGAGACCAAGAAGUAUUUGUAGAUCAGGGGGACGCAAACUCGUUCCUGGGUCGCCAUCUACUGUUCAACCGGUUCGACUUUGAGAUUUUUGUGCCUGGAAAUCUGGAGAGGGAGUGUUAUGAAGAAGUCUGCAAUUAUGAGGAAGCGAGGGAGGUCUUUGAAAGCACCCAGGAUACAGAUGAUUUCUGGGAAAAAUACAUUUCAGAUAAGGACAAGCGCUCUCGGGUAGACGUGACCUCUCUGUUAGUGGGACUGAUUGCUGCUGGAGUGACCAUUGUUAUUGUCGGCCUCCUGCUCUGGUAUUUCUGUCAAGGAAAAUGCAAGGAUGACUUAAGCCGGGCUAGCUCCAUUCGGGCUCGACCCAGGAGAAGUAACGCUUCUCUAAUAAUGCGACGCCUAGAGGAGGUGUCCUUACAACCUGUGGUCCCCCCUGCACCCCCACACCUGGUGGAGGAAAUGGACCCUCCAGGGCUGCCAUCCUAUGAGCAAGCGAUAGCAAAAAGUGGACAACACGACGCCCCACCUCCUCCUUAUCCUGGCUCAAGAGCUGGAAGCAUUCGGCGAUAGUAUACUCAGAACAUCCUAUCAGCAUGUCUGCAAACAUUAAACAGACAGCUCAGUUAUAUACUGUGCUGCAUUGCUCAAUGUUGUAUAACUUUUUUUCAUCAUCACAAGAUUUGAAAAACACUUUGGUGCCUUGUGGUUAUUGCUCUGAUUAAGCUUUCUUUUGUACAUUUGUAUUACCUCUGGUUUGUCAGUGUGCCUUUUCUUUAGCAGUUUGAUUUUGUCCUUUUUUUUAACAAUCUUUUUCUCAAACAUGUCCUCUACUGACCAAUGUCUCAGCUGUGGUUACGCUCUGUAAUGUAACCACAACUCUGUGUUGAAUAAGCUUUACAAUACCCAGUUUGCUGCUCUUUUUUAAAUGAAAAUGAAGAAUUAUUAACGUUGACGUCAGAGCUUUAAGUUAAGAGUAUUUGAGCCUUUAGGGGUGUGUUGCUUUUGAUCACAGCAUUGAAGGGCUGAGAGUAAGAUCAGAGGGAUGUUUCAUUAUAUGAUAAGUAUUAAUCAGAAUGAAGAGCGAUAGACAGCUGUACAAAGCUGUACAGCUUUCUGUCUCCUGUAGAAGGAGAGAAAUAAAAUGCAAUACAGUUUUUGAUGAUAGUAUGGUUUAUGUUUUUAUCAAGACAAUGUUUUUAAGGAUAACACAAGUAUUUUGAAUGCUCUGUCUAACUAGCUUGCUUCAUUUAGAUUAUGUUUGAAAUGUUAAUCAUCAUCCUUUAGCCUUUAUUUUUACAUGCAGAUGAUCCAUUAGUUCCACUGUAAUUUAAUUAAAACUAUGUUUUUCCAAUUAUGAAGUGAUAUGAAAACACAGGUGAGAGGUCUUCAUGGAAGGUUUCCCAUUGUUUUAUAUUGACAGAGAACAUUUUACAUCAUGGAUGAAAGUGAUACCUGCAGUAUGACAACUAAACAUGGUUAUAUUUUUAAUGUAAAGGAUGCAGCAGAAUAGUUUGUCUGACACAUCAAAAUAAUGUCAUACACUGAAUUGUAAUGUGACUGAUCAUGAACAGAAUCUUGUCGAUUCCAGGGACUUAUUAUACAAUGUAAAACAGUAAACAAGUUAUAAUCAAGGUAUCACGAUGAGAUCAUGCAAAGUCAUUUGCUGAUCUGAAGCAUUUCUACCUGAAUUGAAAACUUUUCUUUUUCAAUAAAAAUGAUAUUUUGAUAUUUU